Molecule: messenger RNA, 825 nt
Organism: Gossypium raimondii (Peruvian cotton)
Lineage: Eukaryota; Viridiplantae; Streptophyta; Magnoliopsida; Malvales; Malvaceae
Product: zinc finger protein 2
Exons: 1
Coding region: 261-746 (161 amino acids)
Biological process (GO): negative regulation of abscisic acid-activated signaling pathway
Source: RefSeq, a predicted model, not a curated record
AUACUUUGAUUCCUCCAUGGCUAUCUGCACAUAACUCACUCAAUGGGGGCCAUCCCCCUCUUUAUAAAUUUUUUUUUUUACUCUUCUCACUAUUUGUAGUUGCUUCAACAGUAAUACCUUUACAUUCCUCUUAUAACCAACACUUCACAAUCCUUUCUCAAACUCCUCCUCAUCUUUCAAAACUUUGCCCUAUUCUUCUUCUUCUUCUUCAUUUGUCAUUAAUCACCAUUAAACUCAUUUAAACUCCCUUUCUUUUUAUAAUGAAUUAUCAACCUAAUACUUCUCUCCAUUUAAGUCUCCCCAACGAUCAACUCAACCUCGACCUUGCCCUUGAGCCAUCGUCUUCAUCAUCGUCGUCCAAUAGUCCGACGACGACCGAACCACGAGUCUUUUCUUGUAACUAUUGCCAGAGAAAGUUCUUUAGUUCACAAGCACUUGGUGGUCACCAAAAUGCACACAAACUAGAACGAACCUUGGCUAAGAAAAGCAGAGAGCUAAGCUCGUCAGUUCAAAUCCAUGGGUCUAGUCUUAGUGGUUUGAGCCAUCCACAACGUUUUCAGUCACACGUCGCGACUUUCGAACAGCACCAUCGAGCCGGUAGGUUCGCCGGAGAAAUAGGGUAUGGAAGGAGAGACAUAAAUUAUGGUCCUAGAGAAGGGAUGAUGGGUUCAUGGUCGUCCAAGGGUUACCGGCCUGAAGAUGUUCAAGACGAGUUUAGCCACCUUGACUUAUCUCUAAGACUUUGAAAAUUGCACUUUGGUUUAACAUAAUUUUGAUCAUAUGUCACCUUUAUUUUUCAAUGCAAAAUAAUUAUUUUUAGUGUUA